AUGCCAAAGUUAUACGAUUCCGCUCCAUUUAUGGCAGCAGCAGUGUCCACAGUUGCUGUACUAGGAGGUGCCUAUAAUGCCUAUCAACUAUAUCAAAAGAACAAAAAGAACAGAUUGCCGUUACCCGAGGAAUGGGUACAUGUCGGAUAUUUGAAACAAAUAUACGCAUACCCGAUAAAAUCGUGUGCGCCUUUUCCACUUAACCAGGCUGAGUGUUCUUCGCUGGGUCUGAAAGCUGGUUGGCUGCGGGAUAGAAUAUUAAUGAUCAUAGACAAUGAAGACAAUAAUUUAAUAACAGCCAGAACUUAUCCGGAAAUGUUGAAAAUAAAGACAACUUUCAACAAAGCCAUAGUGACAUUAAAACAUCCUAAAAUGGAACCUAUCGACAUUAACUUAGCUGAGGUUAUACUGAUGAAAAAGCUUAUUCAUACAAAUGUAUGGACAUCGCCGGUGACUGCUUUCGAUUGUGGGCAGGAGGUCAAUGCAUGGAUUACCAAAUGUUUAGAUAUUGAGGACACAACAUUCACAUUGGUGUAUUACGGACAUGAAAAGCAUCGGGUAAUAGCAGGAGCGACAGCAAUGUGGCCGAACAUAUACGAUAGGAUGAAACAGAGUGACACAGGUGCUUUCUGUGAUGAAGUAAACUGCCACGUUCUCAGUGAAGCCUCCCUUGAUGAUUUGAACUCACGCUUAAAAGAGGUUCAGGUUACUGACACUCACUUCAGACCUAACAUCGUACUAUCUGGGGGCAAACCGUAUGAUGAAGACAAUUGGAAAUUUGUUAAAAUAGGAGAAAAUAUCUUUCAAGUUAUUAAACCCUGCAUAAGAUGCUUAUUUACUACGAGGGAUCCUGAAACCGGAAUUCAGAACAAGAACAUGGAACCACUCACAACUUUAAAAAGUUAUCGUCUAGCUAAAAAUUCAGCGGAGCUUAAGAUAGCGGGCGACUCACCGCUGAUGGGCAUUCACAUGGCCCUGCGCAGUGGACCAGGGGGCAGAGUGUCUGUCAAUGAACCUUUCUACGUCACUUACUAA
This is a messenger RNA of Arctia plantaginis, 1035 nucleotides long. NCBI's taxonomy places the organism in Eukaryota, Metazoa, Arthropoda, Insecta, Lepidoptera, Erebidae. The record is from the annotation of a GenBank genome assembly.